Messenger RNA from Pocillopora damicornis (cauliflower coral), 2121 nucleotides. RefSeq names its product G protein-coupled receptor 157-like. Gene Ontology annotation, biological process: adenylate cyclase-activating G protein-coupled receptor signaling pathway; cell surface receptor signaling pathway. Gene Ontology annotation, cellular component: plasma membrane. The record is from RefSeq and is a predicted model, not a curated record. NCBI's taxonomy places the organism in Eukaryota, Metazoa, Cnidaria, Anthozoa, Scleractinia, Pocilloporidae. Gene Ontology annotation, molecular function: G protein-coupled receptor activity.
CCAACAGUAGAUACACCAACUACAUUGGGCUUUGGAGCCAUUGGAAAUACAACUUUGAACCGCACUUUGGUGGUUCUGACCUCAGCUUUGUCUCUUCUUGGGGCCAUAGUCAUUAUUAUAACAUAUUAUGCGUGGAAGGACAUGCAGUCGACCUCAAGAAAAAUUCUUGUCUACAUUUCCGGCGCUGAUUGCGUUGUAGUGUCGAGUUUUAUGUUUGGUGCAUUUUUACCACCAAACACCAACUCUCCUGCCUGCACAGCUCAGAGUUUGCUCUACACUACAGCUAACCUGUGUUCCAUCUUUUGGACCACAUUUAUGGCCGUCUUUUUGUACAUAUCGAUAGCGAGGAAAAAGCCCAAAUUGGCCGACAUAAUGUUCUAUAUGUUUCAUGCUAUUGGAUGGGGCGUGCCUGUGCUAAUUGCAUGCAUAGCGCUGCAAGCAGGCGUGCUCGGAAACGAUCGCGAUAUUUACAGCUCAGCUUGGUGUUGGAUCAAGGUGCAUGACAGUGGCAAAAAUGUUGAGGAUAAUUACAUUAUGUGGAUGCUUGUCACAGGAAAAGCCUGGGAAGUAUUGGUCUUCAUACUUAUUUUAAUUUUCUACGGGCUGCUAAAAUGUCAUCUUCGACAAGAGGUGUACAUAAACGAAAGAAACCCUGUUGCUCGUAGAUCUCUGGAGGCAGCAAAGAGAUUCGACAAAAAACUGACAUUAGUUCCUGUUAUUUUCCUCUGUUUGCGAUCCUGGGGAAUGAUGCGCUUCGCAAUUUACUCGAGUUCAUCUGUGCAUGAAUCAAAACCAGUAAGGAACGUUCAAGAAGUCUUGAUCUAUUUCCAGGGAGUAUUUGAAAGUGCACAGGGCCUCACCAACUUCCUUAUGUUCUGCCUGUUUACCAAGAAAUUCCAAGUGAAUAUGAAGAGAACAAUUCAUAGAUACUGCAACAUAUCGUACUGCCCUGUAGAUCUCGAUAUUCAAAACACGGAUGACAGCCAGAUCGAACCACCUUCAUCAGAAGAGAACGAAAGCUCUUCGAUAUUUGGAACCUCAGAUUUUGGUCCGAAAUAUUCCUAUCAUACCGUGAGUCAAUUAAAUUCUAAGAGCAAUACUUAAAAUGGAAGGAAAAAGGAGGAAGAGUGAACACAAAACAAAAUCUAAAUUUGAAUACACGUUUAAACUUCAUUACUGUUUGCCAUACGUAACAGGAGCGGAUCAAGGGGAGGGAGGAGCAGAGGGUGCGCACUCCCCCCCCCUCCCCCCAAUUCUCCGAGAUGAUCAGUAGCUUUCUAAUAUAACUUCACAGUUAUAACUUCGCAGCAAACUUAACGGCAGAUUCGGUAUAACUUCACAGCUAUACCGAAUCUGCCGUUAAGUUUGCUGCGUAUUCUUAGUGAAUAGUCGUAAGUCUUCUUCGUUGUCGGGUUUUAAAAUUUGUUUUCGUCGCAUGUCAUUUACGUCAUUUUUUAGAGGUGCACCCCCUCCUGAGAACAAUCCUGGAUUCGCCCCAGCGGAAUAGCCGGCGGGCGAGCAAUAUCUGCAGUGAAGGAACUAUCACUUCACUUAACAUAAAUUUCACGAUGAAAAUGCACAGCGAUGUACAUAAUUUAUGAUUAGCGUAAUCAUGCACAUAUUUUAUUGGUUUUUCCUUAUAAUCUAUCAAUGGAAAGACGCAUAGAUGAGGUCACUCUUCACAACGUUUUGCUUAUAAUCAUAUAAAACAUAGAGAUGCUACGUUUCCGUGGGUCUGUAAAGUAAUUCGUCAGAGAUGACGUCAAAAUUCUGAACAUACACACGGUAACAUGGAAUCUAUCUGUGAAGUUAACACUUCGCAAAAUAUCUUAAUUGAAGCAGCCAGGUUUCUUAGCUCAUGUCAGGGUCUUGACGAAGAAACCAUGUCUUGUUUCCUAGAUAAUUAUAUUUCGUCUGAAUAUUAGUAAUUGAAGCAAUAUCUGAUGGUUUUGAAUCCAGAAUGACUUAAUCAUUCGUCGGAAAUUGUCAAUGAUGAAAUGUCUGUAUUUGAACAACAUAUUGCGUAUAAAAAGAAAAAUUUUUAACAAAUUAACUGUCAAUGCCAUGGACAGAUGAUGGUGUGGUUCUCACAAAUAUAAUUAAACACAUAAGCUUAUCGAC